GAGCGAGGAGCGUGUGCGCGGUGGAUGGAGUGCGAGCAUGAGUAGGACGUGGGUCGUCGUGUGUCGCUGCAGAGGGCCGAGAGAGCGUGUCUCCUGCGGAACACAGCUGGCACGGACCGUCAAGAUGUAAGCUGACGGGCAGAGAACGCGUGUGUGACGGUACGCCGCUGGCCCAGGCCGAGAGAACGUGCCACGAGGAAGAAGAAGAAGAAGAAGAACAGGGAGAGAUACGAUCUGAAACGGGCCGAUCCGGGAGGAUGAAGUAGAGCGGGAACCAGGGAUCGAUUGCUUCCCGAUUGUUGGCAUGGAGGACACGACACUGGGCAUCAUCGAGGGCUGAGCUAUCGAAAAAUAUGGCGUCAGGAAUACCGAGCGUACAUCAGAGGAAGCUUGGACCAGCGCCGAUAGCAUCCUUCGAAGACCUGUCCGACGAGGUGGAAAACGGGGAACCGGCUGCGCGAAUGCCAGGCAUCGUCGAGGUCACCACGCCGGCAACGCCUGGUAGUUCGCUUAAGACACCCAGCACGCCGAGAAUUGACAUCAGCAGGGCGAGCAGUUCCUCCCACCAUGAGGACAGUAACUCCAGGGACUCUACGCCCGAGAGGGAACUCCUUGCAGGCGGAGAACCUCCACCUGGGUGCAAGCUGACUCUGGGCUACAAAGAGGACGCCCAGGAUCUAAGAUCGUCGACGGAGGAGCUCGACUUGCAAGAUCCCAUUCACGAACAAGAUCUGAAAAGAGAAUCGAAGAAAUUGGCGAAGAGGCGAAAGGAGGAUGGCUCCAUGUCCGAUUAUAGCGGCAAACAAUUAGACAGAGAAAGGAAGGACAGCAAUUGCUCGGAAAUCAUCCUAUUGAACAUCAGUGGAAGAACGUCUAGAUUAUCCUCCGUGGGUAGCCAAGGUUCAGGAGCCUCUGGCAAACUUUCCGUUGUCUCUGCCACGUCGUCCAGGUCGCCGAGUCCGCACAAAUGUUUACUGGAAACGUCGUUCUGCGGAAGCAAACCUACACUGGCAGACAACUUGAUAGAACCGUCGAAACCAGAGACCGACGACCUGGAGAAGAUCCUGCUGAAACGAGAAGCAGACACGACGAAAGCACUGAUUCCAGACAGCAUAAAAGUAUCGAUGGUAGAUGGAAACUUGAAACCAGAUCCUCUGGAUAAACCUAGGAGACGAGGACGAGAAGAGAGGAAGGAGAUCUUCAAGAGGGAAGUGGAGAUCACGAAAAGAUUCUUGGAGAAGGUUAAUAUACAGGUACCAGUGGUGAAGAAGUCAGAUGAAUCGCCAAGUACAACGACGUCGGAGCAGCAGUCGGUGAGAAGUCAAGCGCAAGAGGUACAAAAGCCAGCGACCUUGGACUUCAACGACAAGAGGAAAAAAGCUCAGAACUUUAAAGAAAUCGUACAGACCACUCCCACAACGAGCAGCGUGACCGGUAGUCCGAAGCUACCAAGGCAUCAGAAAGUUCGCGAUCUGGAAGGUUCGCGUACACCCAGUCCCUCUUCCGUUUCCAGGAAGAGCAGUUUCGCCUCUCUGUUCAAGGCCCGUACAGACAGCAGUGUGUUGAGCCCAGAAUCGCCGUCUCCGAGCACAAAACCACGUCGUAGCCUCACCUCGAAGAUCAAGGACACCACGGAAAGUCUGCGUAGCAGAUCGAAAUCGCGCGAGCGAGUGACCUUGGACAAAGGGUCUGGCAGUUUGAAAAAGGACUCGAAGAACAAGGGCGUGUUCUCCUCGACGUUGAGUCUGUUCAAGAAACGCGAGAGAAAGAAGAGUUAUGACGAGGCGAUAGCGGCAUCCUGUGGCACGGAGUUGGAUAGUUCCGGAGGACACCCGUCUUUAGAAAGUAUAGGCCACGUGGAGUUUCGUUUUAACGCUGAAAAGGAGAGUCGCAAGGACGACUCGAUUUUCAUAAGCCUGCACGCGGAUGACAGAAACUACGAGGAGGCUCUGCCUUCGGAGAGCGUGUCGAUACCAUUGGAAACGCCUACCAAGCUGCUGGACGAGUACGAAUCGGAGCCUCGAACCGGAAGCAUCGUAACGGAAGUGUCGAUAGAGCAUUAUCCACCCGCGACGAGGAUAAAGACCGAAGCUUUGAUCGAAACUACGCCGAGGUCGUACUCGCGGGACAGUCAGACCAGCCAGAUCAUACCGCAGAGCAGUUCGAAGGAUUCUGAGAUCUCGAGGAGCUCCUCGAAGGACUCAAAGCUGAGUAGCCACGGGAAAACCAGCGAAACCGCUGUGAGAUCGUCAUCGUCCAUCGAUAGCAAACCUCCUGCGGACCAUCGAAUAUCCAGCAGUUCGUCGAAAGACUCGAUAGGAAAGAAGGAAGCUACGAAGCCGAAAAGGAAAAGCAAAGAGCUGCAACAACCUGUCGAACCAACCGAGAUAGUCGAGGAAGACGUUUCAAGGCAGAAACAGAAACAAGUUGAAACGAGGGAACACGCGCCGGUUAAAACAGUGGAAAAGAGGCCAGAUUUGUUGGAUGACGGAACGAAGACUGUGGAUGGACUGGUGAAGACACCAAGCGUGAUCUCUGAUCUGGAUCAUAAUAGUUCGGAGUCGGAGAGAGACUCGGAGAUCGAGUUUGUUAGGAACAAGGUGGAGAAACUUGCCGAGGAAUUGCCUGACGAGAGGAAGGGACUGUUCUACGAGGAGAGCUUCGAAGAGGAUCUUCCUUAUGUACCCACCACCCUACCCCUGGAGAAAAGCGUGGCUGUGCCGAUCCUGCCUGUGAAACAACGACUUCAGGAAGUAAGAACGAUACCAAUCGAGAGGCCGCGUUCAACGACGCCGAUAAACCCGACGCUGCUCGACGAGUUUGUGAUGCAGACGUCCCUCGACGAGCGUCGUGUUGAGAAGAUGAAGAUAUCAUUGCCGCGAGAAGAUAGCUUUAAAUUGAAAAGUCCGCGGAAGCACGCGGCCAACACGUUUAUGGAAUUCGCAGGCAAAGUGCCUGACGGGGGACGGAAGAGCGCAGGUAAAUCGCCGAGUCCUCCUCCACUGCCACCGAGGGCCACUGCUAGGCCGAGCAACUGGAUCAACUUCGAGGAGAUACCCGAGAAGAGGAAAGCGCCGAAAAGGAUCCAGACGAUCCCUCGACCUGAGGACGAGGUGAAAUCGGGUGGAUAUAGCUACGUUCAACCGGAGGAAUGCAGGUGCGAGUGCCAUGAAGAAUCUCGAAGGGCGUCGAUGAAGGAAACGUCCGCGACAAGGACUUCUUCCUCUUGCAGCAGCAACGGAGAACGUCCUUGUAACGGUGACAAUUGUACGGUGCCUACGUCGACGUCUAUGGACCGUGCCAGUAUCGUCAGUGACAGCUCGCUGGAGUGUAGCCUGAGCAUCGAGGAGAACACGACGCAACCGUUGUUCACGUGCUUGACGAAGCCGUUCAGCAUGGAUUUGGACGUUAGGUCGAAUCGGUCCAGUAUCGUAUCCCAGGACGAGACUGACGAGACCCUGCACCAAUAAUAGUUUUUUUCACGGCACGCCUCGCCUUAUUAUCCUCCUGUUCAAAGAAAAACAAACAAAAAAAAAAAAGUGAAAUUAUCUCCUUGUUGGAACUGUUCUCGAGCCGAGUUCUCGUUCCUCUUUUCGCCGAUCCACUUGAAAAGAAUCGCGUCGUUUAUCUUUAUAACGAAUCAACUCUGCUCGCUCUCUCUCUCUCUCUCUCUCUCUUUCUUUCCUUCUGUGGAACGCUUUUUUAUCGAACUCAUUCUCCUCGCAAGAUCGCAAACGUCUCACAAUUCUCUGGUAUGUGUCAAUUCCAAUAACGGAGUUGUAUGCUCGUUUCAUUGCGGCAACAUCUCGUAUAAGUUACACGCGUGUAUCGACUUUGAGAAGCUGCGCGUACUCGCUGAAACGGAUCAAGAGAAGAUACGAAUCGGAUUCGAAGCGACAGAGUCGUUCGUUGUACGAUAGACGUCGCGUGUAACGCGUUUCAAAGUGUCUGUACGUUUCGUAACGCAUGAUUUUACAAAGGAUGUGAGCGAAGAUCGAUAUGUACAUGUGCACUCCCGUUCAUAAGUGUUCGGACGCCUGCUGGUUUUAUGCGAAACGGAUCAGUUAGCGACGAUUAAUCUAUAUUGUUAAGAAAACGAUGAAAUCGGUUGGAAUUUUUCUAUGAGUCCCGAUACUGACUUACGAAUAGGAGUGUAUAUCGUUGAAAUUUCCCUCGACUUUUCUCGUCGUUGGCUACGAGUCAAGGCUAUCCUGUACUUGUUUCUUCGAAGUUGAACACGGUCGAACAUCGAACGUCACUGCUGUUUAACAGCGCUUCGUAGUCGAUUUUACGAAAAACGCGUCACGGAAACGCUCCGCCGCAUUUCUCGCUAUAUCGUUUAACAUACACAGAUACAUAUACACGAGAACACAUAUACACACUUGUACAUACCUUGUAACGGUCAUUCGUUCGAGAAACGUUUUUAGUCUAAUUGCGUACCUUCCACGAGAACUCGUUCGUUCCUUCGUUACUAGAUUCGCGUAUUAUACCUUGGAAACGAGGGCAAAGGCAUGCUUGCUGAUGCGCGCGUGUUGACCAAAUGCUUCCUCACGACAGACAAGAACGUGGUUCUUGGAGAUCUAUUCGCGAACAGUGACUUUGAAAAGGCAUUUUUGAUCGUCGAAGCUCCUCGAGGUCCUUCGUCGCGCUCGAAAUUGAAAGUAGUCGAUAUCUACCAGCUUAGACGCUGGAGAAAUAAUCAGCAAGCUGCGGAUCUGCUUGAAAGCUAAACUAAGCUCCGUCAUGUUACGUUCAGUUUAAAGAUAUUUCCUUCGAUACGUGUACUACCGAAACUGCAUCGUGAUCGAAAGAUUUCUAUUUGUAAUUCGAAGCUAAGAUAAAACAACUACUCUGUAUGAUUUAUUCGUUGCUUCUUGCGGUGAUUAAAUUCAGACUAAAGCAAAGAAUAUUCCCGCAAUGUUCUAACAGCCGAACGUAUUUUCGUAAGAUCUGUACAAAAUUGUAGAAAUAUCAUCGAUCGAUCACUCUGAAACGAUAGAGUACACAAUAUUGGAUUGAUUCAGACAGAUUGGAACAUUUACAGUCGCUGUACGGAACUAAUCUUUAUUCAACUACAGUUACACAAUUCUUUCAUUUAUUUAUUUAACGGGGAACAACCAAUAUUAACUAUCUUUGUUAAUAUGUACUAUAAUGUAUAUUGUAUAUGAUCGUUGGAGAUAAGAUUAGCGAAAAUUAGAUCAAAGAGUUUUAUUUGAAGUGUGUAUAAGUAUUGUAUAUCCACGGUUAGUAACGUGAAAGUGUCCAACAAAUAUUAUACUCUUGGACAGAUAAUAUACGUAUCGAAGCAAACACUUUCGAAUUUAACAUAGCGCAGCUUAAGCCCGUUUUUCGAUGGAUCUCUAGCUGAAAGCUAGUUUAACGAUCGCGUUUAGAUCACUGUGAAAGCACAGGGGACCUCGAAGCUCGAAUCACCAACGCGUGUUCUCGAAUAUCAUCGGCCAACUUCGUCGUAACGAGCCCCGCAACGUUUUGUACACCGAACAGAGAUAGUCGGAAGAGUAUUAUUUUGUCGAUCGCGUGGCGUUGACAGAGGGGAUCUCGUGUCACGAAGCAAGCUUACUUCGAUGCUUCAUCAUAUCAUGUAGAUAGACCUAAGUCCGUAAGUACCUCCGCAGGUGUAGAGAAUUACAAGAAUAUCGUCGAACGUUCGAACAGCGAGCGAUUGUUCUUAUCGCGAUUCUCUCGACUUUCGUGUACACGACGUAUUCUAUUGAAACUGAAUGCGACUGACAGUCUGCGGAUUUUCACGCGUUUGUAGGAAAUUCGAAAGCGCAAGAUUGCACAGUGUAACGUGGAAACAUACACAGAAUAUGCAAAAGUACGGUACUCCGUAUGAUACUUGCUGGAUCAAACAAUUUUCUACCUGCGUUCUAUUUUCCUAAUUAUAUUCUCGGAAAUGUGAUCUCCGCGUAAAGAUCCGCGGUGAUCAAUCGUACACGAGAAUCGAAGGAAACGAACGUUCGGACAAUUUCAUCAGACGCAUAUGAUGCGUCUAUUAUCGAUAGAUCGUUCUAUCAGUAUUAAGACGAACGUGAUUGUGAUCGCAUUUAUGCGUGUGCGUGUGUGAUAAACGCGUGUGCAUUCGCAUCGAUGCACCCUGUGGUGCAUAUCAUUUCCAUAUCCAUUUGAAAAUGUCUCAUUCCUCGGAAAGAAUUCACCUUCGAGCUUCGAAUAUCAGAAAUGAAACUCUUCGAAGUCAGCUAGUUUGACAAAGGAAUACGACGAUCUCCUAUGGCUGCUGAACAGUGAGAAGCGAACGUGUAAGUGUUUAGGAGCUUAAGCACGACGAAAUCAAACUGACCACGAACCACAGAAUCGAUCUGAUUGCGUUUUCCUUGAUGUUACAGUGUUUCUUUCGGUUGCUUCGUCACUCGAGUAACUUCUUUUCGAGAUCCAUGUUGGCUACAACAGAUACAAGCCCGUUCGUAAAUAUCGGGACACGUUUAUUACAAAAUUUAAUUGUGAGAAAAAUCGUCGCAACGUUGUUUGCAACAUGUUAGAAAUUUUGCUUAAUUUGGACACUUAAUUUGAUCCAAAGCGGUUGCUAAUUCGCUGAACAUUCAGCUACGUCGCAAUAAGAAUCUCAUCAUUGACAAACGAUACAUUGAUGAAACCUAACGUUUGUACUAUUAUAUUGUCCAUUGCAUUUGCUGGAUUUUUUCUUUUUUUUUUUUUAUUAUUUUACAUAUUCCUUUAACGAUUCAAAUUCGUUUAGUGGAUUUCCACGAAUUUCUCGAAUAUUAAGUCGAACCUUUUUCCUUAACACUAGAACUACCGAUAGUUAACACGAAGUUAUUUCUACCAAAACCAGUGAAAAUACGUAAUAGAAUAUUUUUAUAUUUAUCGAUUUAUUACUUUCUUUCAGAAGCAAUUCCAUGUUACGUAGUACAUUUUUAGUAUUAUUAACGAGGAUUCCUAAAAUGAUCCCUAAACGCGGGUUGGCACGUUUAUAAAAUUGUAGAACCAGUCGUUUUCACCGGUGUGGUAUUUCUAGCGUUACCAUCUAGCGAUCUAGCGAUCGAUUCGCAAUUUUCCUGAUAACUGAUAUCGUCAUACCGAACGAUACGCAGUACAAAUUUUAAAAACGUGUGGGAAGUUGUACGAAACGAGAAAACUGGUCGAUUGAGGUUCGAUAAAUAGAUCGCAGAACCCUUUUACACUUUGACAAGUACCAAGUAUUUUUACUGCUAUUAGUAUAAGUAGCCUUGAUACAAAAUUAUGUUCAGUUUGAAUACAUAAAAGACAAAAUAAAAUUCAUUGUAUUAUUCUUUUAGUUAUCGUUGCGAAAGUCAUUAGAUCAUUGCGGAAAAAAAUAUAACACGAAGUAGGAAUUUUAAAAUAAAACUGUAAAACCAGUCGAUCUGAGUGGUGCGGUAGUUCUAGUGUUAAACAUUAGAUUUAGUUGAAACUGUCUCAAGGAGAUUUAAAUCAAAUUACCGUCAUUUCCCUCUCCACGAGUGACUUCAACAAAUUUUUCCUGAUCAUUGCCAAUCUUUAUCUCACAUUCUGACUGAUCAAUCGUUUGCAGAAUGACGUAACCGGAUUAUUUCGGGUGAGAUCGACGGCUGUCCCGAUAUUUAUGAAAGUCAGGCGAACUGUUUCUUUCGAACGACGGAUCUCGAUCAUCCAAGCUUCCUAAAGCCUCGACAUUUUCGUUGUUUCAGCGAGCGCUUCUUCGCUCGUCCAAAUUGUUCGCUACGACUAAGUUUCGAAUCUUCGAGUCGGAUGAUUCAUCGAAUUAGAAAGAGCGCAACAUUGCAGAAAGAUUCUGUUCUGUGGAUGUCGAAUUGAAGAGUACAAGGUAAUAGAAGUAAUUGUAAAGUUGUUCGAUCCUUGUUAAUCGAAAGAGUCUUAUUUAAUGGAAUGGAUCGCGUGGGAUAUAGUGAGUCGCGAAUGUAUUUGAACACAUAUUAUAAAACGCUCUUAUGUACAUAUUAUAUGUGUGUGUUAUAUCUGAAUCUAAAACUCUUGCAAAUAACUUUUACAAUUUUUACCAAGCGUCUCUCCGCUCGUUAUCACGCGCAAAUAUAAAACUCUUGGUGUUUGUCAACUUUGACCAGCGUAAUCGCGCGGUAGCCAGGUCGAUGCUAAUGAAAUUUCAAGAUGUUUUUGACAUGACGCGCGUAAUAUCGUCCCGUUUAUGCCAAAACCAAAAAUACCGUGUACGCUUUCAUUUUGUCGUUCAUGGUCUUUCUUCAUGCUCUUAGCUACGUAGAUGUAAAGAGAUGAGCGUCGUAACUAGAUCGCGGAUUUUCCCGCGCAUUUAUGCGAGAUCUAAAGACGCAGAGACGCGUAGAAUUCAUACGAUAUUAUACAAAAAUAUAUAAGUUAUCCAAAGAAUAUUAUGCUACGUCUUGUAAUUUCUAACAAGUACAACAAAUCUCCUUUAAAGGAAACUCCUUUCUACUUUCUCGAUUAUGUUCGUAAACACGAAGGUUCGCAUAAAGAUUCUGGUCCACGGUGUAGUUGUAACAAACGUGAUACAACAACGUAAUUAAUUAUAUCGUGAACUUUAUUAUCCUCAGACGUGUCCAAUAAUUUUACAUUCGAUCGCGAGUUUCUACGAUCUGUUGAAUCGCGUAUUGAUGAUGUUGUUGGCAUAAGAAGGACGAUAUAUUCAUAGAAGGUCUCUAUAAACGUUCAAAUACUUUCGUGAACCAUUGUAAAUCAGGUUUUAGGGUAAGUAGCGAUUGCCGCGAGACGAUAAUUGAAGAGAAGAAGAAGAAAGGUUUCCGCUGAAAUUGAUCGCUCGGCUCUUUCGUACCUUUCCUUUGCCUUGUUAAUCGACGAUUAACCAAACCAGUUAGCAGGAACCAAUUAGCUGUACCGAUCGCAAUUUAGCGAUAACGUAGCGUACUCUGAUCGGAGAACCCUGAAAGAUUGUGUCAAGUUUCUUCGGAGAGGGAUCAAAAGAAACGAAGAUUCUUCGGCUCGUCGUCGAAUUUUUCACCGCGUAAGAUACGUUCCCAUUAGUACGAUUAUGCUAGUAGGCUGUGUUCAAUUGCGGAACAACGUUCGUUCGAGUACGCGAAGAAGCUGAGAAACGUGUCUCUUCGUGAUAUUUUCUUCGCAGCUCCAUCUCGUGAUCUCUCGUAUUCGCUAUUCGUAAAAUUCAAAUUCGUACAAUUUUAUUUAAAGGUGGUCGUCGAUCAACCUUUGUGCGUUUCUUUGGACAAUCUGCAACGAGAUUGUAGAUCGUUAUGCAUAUCUUCUUUUUUCUUCAACCAUUUUUGUUGUCAAUGUCUCGAGCUUGUUAAAUCAAUGACUUGCUGUGGAAACAUGACGCAUCCACAUUUCGUGAAAUUCGAAUCUUUACACGUAAGAAACAUUUCUUCGCUGGUUUCUUCGUUUUGCGUAAACUUAUCAAAUGUAUAAUUGCUUCGUAAAUUCGUAUAUUGAUACGAUAUAUAUUUAUAAUAUUACAUAUAGUAAACUUACAUGUAAUACUAUUAAUAUAUAUUUAUCUUCAACAAUCAUAAUUUACCCUUGCCGUUUCAUAUUCCUAAAAACGAUACCACAACUUGCAAACUAAUUUUAUAACGCCAUAGAGCGGUGACAAAUGCAAUAUAGAAGAUAUUUAAUUAAUUACAAAGUAGAAGAUAUUUAUUUAAUUACAAAGUACCGGUGAAUCGUUAAAACUGUUUCCCUACGAAACGCUAAAAAUGGACACGCGAUAUGUUUCCAGCAAGUCGUCAUCAUUCGCAUUUGUCGUACGUAAUGCGAUUAUUUCUUCCUUCUUUCUCAUUCUUCCCUAAUCAAGUAGCACAUUUUUCCUCUUAGUAUUUCGAAUUUUUAACAUAAGUUUUCCCAUAAGCGAUAAACGCAAGUGGAAGAUGUACGCGUCUCUUCUUGCAUUUAGUACGAGAAAUGCAACAAGAUGUACGCAUCGCAGUUGCAUUUAGUAACGAGAAAUAGAAGAAAAUUGGAGGGAAGAGAAAUCGUUGUUUGCCAAGCAAUUUAACUCCGAGAUCUCCGCAAUUUUAGUACUUCACCGUCGGUGUGACAGAAUCUGGUUAACACUUUGACUGCCACGUCAAAAUCACACGUUUCGCUCAGGAUGCCACGGGAGUAUUUUUAUUAUUCAAAGCAUAUAAUGGCAAAAUAGUAAUAAAUUGACGAUGUAAGACAACGUUCUUCCCCAAUGGACCGUUUAUCUUAUUGGUGGUCACGGGUGACCACUGUGGCGCCUUGGUAACAGUUGAUAGCGACGUAUUAUAACAAGGCUUCGUUUAUUUCAACAAACCAUUCGCAUUCGUCAUUUCGUCGCAAGCAAAACGUGCAGAAUAUAUUGUUGAAACGUGUGCAAGAUAUUAGUAAACGGUAUUUACUCGUUCUGUAUAUAAUAGUAAAGUAUGUGCACACUUCUAACUUCAAUUAUAUGUCGGGGGUAAUGUUGUAAGUCGGGACGUGUAAUGAAUCUUUCUGCGAGUUGUCCAUCGUUGUUGUAUACCAGAUGAUAUUUAUUGAAGCGAUUGUAUUGCAAAGGUUAACAAGUGAUAUCGCUAAGUGAAUAAUUGAGAUGUCGGUGACGAUGAGUUUAGCUUCGAUAAUGAAUACACGUUCAACGGGUUAACGAUCGCGAUUAGGAACUCGAUGUACGUGUUCACCGGGAUAGUCGAACUUAUCGGAUUGAGAGCCAGUCCAAGUGGAACUGCACUUAUAUACUCCUCUCCGUAUCUCUCUGUACCCCUCAGGUUAAUCUCUGUUUUUUUAAUUAAUUACUUUAUACCUCUGUUAGGUACACGUCCCUUCCGUUCAGUGACUCGUUAUGUCACUUCUAGCCCAAGCCUACUGUCAUAAAUCUCGGACAAUCGUAAUUGACUUAAUUCAUAAACAGCUAUUUCUCAGUUUUAUUGUUUAAGUACGACUAUAAUAAAAAGUCUGGACUAAAGUAUCGGGGACCUUCCCAAACAUUCCGAAAGAAAGACUCCGGUGUCCUUUCAUCUCCGACAUAUAUAUAUGAUUAUAAAGCAGCAUUUACGAUUAUUUUCUAAGCUGUGUUUAUAAUAAUAUUCGUAGAUUACCCCUCAAAGAUAUGGGUGCAAACACAGUGCAACGUUAGAUGCAAGAUUUGUUCUCAUUUCUUUUUAUCGAUGUUCUAAUAAAAAUGUUUAAUCGUUCAAUGGGGCACUUUUUGUUUCAAAGUAUCUUCUAUUUAUCGGUUAUAUUCAAAAUGCCCUGAUUGUCAAUUUUUAUACAAUUUUUACAAUUGUAGGAAGUUGAAGCGCUCCGGUCACCAAUGACCACCGUGGCAGUCAGAGUGUUAGUCGGUGCACAAAAUGACACGAGUUAGUUUCGAGUUCUCCGAUACGCAUGUAGGAAUUGAGCAAAUCGUUCCGCUUUUAUCUUCGAACGAGGAGAAGCGUGACUGGCGCGCAGAGAGUAACUUAAAACGAGUCGCUAAACGAGUUAGCCAGUUAGCAGCUAGUUCGUCGAGGUCUACGGAAGGACGCUCGAUAACGAGUCUUUUCUUAGAUGUUGAUGUUUAGCUUGGGACCCUUCGUCGGCGAUUUAAUCUUAGCGAUUUGACGCCACAACACCGUUUUCCGCAACUUUUCAUAUUCCUACUCUUGCUUCGCAAUUCGUUUGCGUUUUCCCGGUCGAAACGAUGGAACCGAGGAAAAGAGAAAUAAAAAAUUCUGGAGAUCGUCUGCUCAACGCAGACGAAACUUCUGCUCUCCAGAGAAUCUUCCAGCGUAAUUUAAAUUAUUCAACGUACGCAUUGAUCGAAUUAAUCGAAUCUUCAACACGUUCGCUGCGAUAUUCGUCGAUUACAACGAUUAGACUGAGGAUUUUUGUGCAGUUUUGCGAUUCUAUCGACGCAAGCAAAUGAAGAAUUAAAGAAAAUCACGACAACUUCCGUUUGAAUAUUUCUUACGUUUCCGCGUAUUAGUUUGGCGUGCAGUUUUUACUUUUUGGAUUUUUCAAUUCCUCGUAAACGCGUAAAAAUCCGCAGUCUAACGACGAGUAACACGAAGCUUUCGAUGUUUCACAAAUAUUUCACUUUGGAUAUUUCAACUCUACGAUAUUAAUUAAAUUGUUCGAUCGUAUCAAUAUUUAAGCAUACGCGUUUGAUAUUUAGACUGUGGAUGUUGAUGCAAAUUUCUAUCCUCGUCAGCACAAGCAACGUAAUGGAAAUUUUAUAUUGCCAACGAGUACUAUAUUUUGAAUAUUUUUUUAUAUUUUUGCAUACGAUAUGCACUCUACAUAGGCGGUAUGUAUAUUUUCUACGAGUCUGUCUAUGAUAAAUCGUUUAACGUACGUGCGUUCUUCCAUUUUUCAAUUUUCUACAAACGCAUCAACCUCCGUAGUCUAUACGAAUUAUCGUCGGACGUUCUUUUCACGAUCUGCUGCCGUUUGAUUCGUGCGUUCGAUGAACGUGUUUUAAUUCUGUCUCGUUUCGAGAACAGCGAAAGCUUCUCCGAUUGUUCCGACAUUUUCCCAAUAACUUUCAAUAAUUCGAAAUAAGUACGGAGACGAGUUCGAACAAACGAAGCUCUGCCGUAUAGAUUAUUUGCACAAAAGUACAUUGAAGAAACGCUUUUCCGAUCCAACAAACGGUGGGAAGCAAACAAAGAAGAAAACGAAGAAAAACCGGGAAGAAUAUAAAAGUUGUAAAGGCUCCUAUGCGCGUUGAAACACGUUGCGACGCAUCGACACCCAAGUUUCGUGUAAUCUGCUUCGGUUUACCUCCGCGUUAUCGAUUCCUUCCAGUUCGUGGCGCGAUACCGAACUUGAAACGCGUAUUUCAAAAUGUCCCAGCAUUUGCCAAUUCCAGUGUCGUUAUCGGUACUAGGAGGUUGGUCGCGAAGAAUACAAAAUCGAAGACUAAAAAGAAAUGGCCAGAAACACGGUUAACCGAGAGCGACGGAUUUUCUAAUUCCGCGUUAUCGAAGCAACUAGCAACGAACGAACCGAGCGAUCGUAGAAAUUAUUCGCGUCUACGUGAUUCUGCUUUUCAACGUCUGUCGGAUAAAGUUCUGCCAAGCAUCGAGAAACAAAAUAGAACGAUCAGAGUCUAGCGUAAAUUACGUUCUGUAUUGUUGCCACCCUCUGCGAUAUGUGGAAAGCUGCGCCCGAUCGGGCCUUGUUCACCGACCAAGGCGCAAUUCUGACUCCUGCAUCGAUACAAGUUGCUUCCGUGAUCGAACUACAUGGUCUGUAACACGCGUGAAAGCGAAAGCUAAAUCGCAUGAAAACCCAAAACGCUCAUCGCGAUGUGUUGGAACGCGUACAGGAGCCUCGAGGGAAACUCCUAAGACUCACUGGGGCGUUGCAGCCCGAUUACAACCACCCCUCCAGCCUCCCUUAGCAAUACACGUCGUUACACGAUUACUUUUUAAGCUACUUGACGACUAGCGGACGUCUACCGAGAUAUUUCAAUGUUUCUAAAGAAAAAAAAAUAUGUUGUGUAAAUAAAAAAGAAUCGGAGAGCGCAUGUCGCGGUGACGCUGCAGAGAAUCGUGGUAUGAGAGAGUGGGAGAGAAAGAGACAAGAGAGGAGAGAAAUUAAGGAGAAACGAAAAAAAAGAAAAAAGAAGAGAGCGAGUGUGAGAGAAAAAGGAAGCGAUAAGAAAGAAGGAAAGCAACCGGACGGAGAAAGAGAAUAAAAAUGGUGUUUGUGUUUUGACGGGUGGCUCAAUCAUUUCAAACAUCGCGUUCCUCUAGACACUAGACUGUAGAAUGCUCUCUCGCCGUCAGCAAGUUGCGAGACCGGAGGCAGCAGCGUGUACCGGAAGUUGUGGAAUUCCGUGGCUAAGGAAUCGUCCACGAGGCGAGAAAUCUAUGGAAAAGAGAAGAAAAGAAGGAAAGGAAUGAUCUGUUUGUUAAAAAAUAUCGCGGAUGCUCAGGAAUAUUAGCUAUAAAUGGGAAUACACGCGUUUUGCAACGUUAAUCCAAGGCGAAUGGUUCUCAAUGUGAGAUCGUUCGACACGGCGACGAGCUUCUUCCGCCUCAUCUUUUUUCUCUGAAAAAAUCUUCUGAUGUCGCUUAAGUUUGACUGGAACGUGUUCGUACACCUCGUAGUAAUCUCAGAGGAUUUUAUUAUAAUUAUCUGCUAUUACUAUUAUUCGUUGACGCAAAUAUGUCUGAAUUUCCCCUUCGCUUGUUCCAUCUAAUGAAAUUGUUACGUUAACGUUCUUUAUUAAUUAAUCACCAUAUAUUAAUACGUUAUUCGUCGUUAAGUCACCUUUUAAACAAAUCACGUUGAUACUAUACCACAGAUGAAACGAUGUUCUUUUUAGUUUAGAAACCGAUCGAAUCGAAAAAGAGCGCAAGUCAAUCUUUUGGUAUUAUUCGAUAAUGAUUAUUAUUCGACAUUGAAAAUGAAAGAUAAAAAUGAGAAUGUUAUUCUCGCGUUGGUUACGAAUAAGAUUAGAGUGGUACGAUCACGAGACGAUACUCUUCAAACAAAAUUCGCACAAGGUGGAGUUUAACCCAUAAUAGCUUCCAACAAUUAAUAACAAAUUAUUGUACGUUCGUUUUUAUUCAAUAUUUAUUAUUUGCAAUUAUUCUGUGGAAAAUUAGGCGUAUCUGGGUUGAAUCGCUUCUGAUUCGACCUUGAAGAUCCUCUGGUGGGUUGUUCAGAGCUCGUCGCUGGUCGAGUCGUCUCUUUGAGGAACCGGAAGUUGCACGCAAAGCGGUGAUCAUCGUUGUAUCGCGGUGAAAGGAACGUCGAGGUGAUGAAGAGAAAAGCAAGGAAUAUUCGAGGAAAUAAAUAUUUAUAGAUCCGACAAUGGGAAACGAUCGACUCGCGUUGUUAAUUAAAGUAAUAGGGAAAUUGAAGAAACAACUCCGCUCGGUGUUAACUGUAAUAAGAAUCUUUUUCUUUAGGCGCGAGGAAAAAAAGAGAGAUGAAAAGAAGAGAAGAAAAAGGGAAGAGAAACGAAACGAGGGAGGAAGAAAAAAAAAUAGGAAAAAAGUGGCGUAAAAGACAAAACAGAAAUCCGUAGGAAAGAAG
Molecule: messenger RNA, 14979 nt
Organism: Bombus pascuorum
Lineage: Eukaryota; Metazoa; Arthropoda; Insecta; Hymenoptera; Apidae
Exons: 10
Coding region: 354-3470 (1038 amino acids)
Source: RefSeq, a predicted model, not a curated record